GGAGCUAGCAGGAUAAGCAAGUUUGCGAGACCGAUUGUCUGUCUCAAAUUGUCUUUGUUUCGGGAGGAAUUCUGCUUCGUCACUCGACUUUUAUAUCAUCCUAGAUUAUCUUCCUUGUUUGCUCUUCUCUGGUUGUACCGAUCGACGAACACAUCGAAGGUAACCUUAUCUGGCCAGUAAGCCAGGUCAUCAGGGAAUAUUUUCCUCGAUUACAUAUGCAUUCUUUUGGCUCAUAGCCCACAACCAUUGCAGGCUGAGUCUCUCUAUUGCGAGUCGCGCAUAUGAUUGCGUUACAAAACCAAGCUUUCUACCCUCCUGCCAAAGUGGAUAUCUCACUGCUUCUGAAGCCCCAAGAUGAGGAGGAAGCCGCCUCGGUGACUACUUCGUCCGCCUUCCCUUCGAGGACCCUCCCUCCAGCUUCCAUGGGCCCAGCGAUACCUGUCGCAGCCUCCACGCCUUUGUCAUCCGCACCGCCUCUUACCGCAAAAAUCCCAGCGUCCGUCCCUGCCAAGCGUCUGCAGCCAGCCCAUACAGCCGAGUCUCCGGCCAAGAAGCAAUCGAAGUGGUCCCCCGAGGAAGAUGCACUCAUCAUAGAGUUGCGGGGUAGUGGCAUGAAGUGGGAGGACAUCAGUAAACGGCUCCCGGGGCGAAGCGCUAUCAGCUGCCGUCUCCACUAUCAGAAUUACUUGGAGCGCCGAAGCGAGUGGGACGAGGACAAGAAGAACAAACUUGCAAGGCUAUACGAGAGGUUCAAAGCAGAGAUGUGGUCAAAAGUAGCAGAAGAGAUGGCCAUCCCAUGGAGAGCCGCGGAGGCUAUGCAUUGGCAGCUAGGGGAGCAAGAAAUGGCACGCCGGGCUGGCGUAGUCCCAUUUUCGUUAUCGAGUUCAGCCAUAGAUCCGCCAGCGACCAGAGUUCGCAGGGCCAGUACAUCGUUAUCUCGCCCAAGAAAAGGAUCUGCAUCACGUACUAUUCCUCCGCCCCAACUUCCGUCAGUUGAAGAACUUACCGCUGGUGUUCCUGCGUAUGCGCCAGCCCCGCCGUUUCCCCUACCGCGCGAUGCCUAUCAGUUUCCCCGUCCUCUGGACUUAAGCGGCAGCCAUAGCGGGCAUUUAGGACCUCCCUAUGGUUUGCCGCCUCGAACGCUGCCAUAGCGGAAUCGAAAUGAUCCCAAAGUUCUCGUUUUCCUCCUUUUCCUUUUUGUUUCUGAUGUUUCUUUUCUUUUGUUUUAAAUUCCGUGUUGUUAUGAUAUGCAUAGCGCAGGUUGAAGGUGUUCCUCACUAUUUGUGAGGGGAGUUCUCAUAGAAACGAUCUCCGUGAUCCCCUGGCUUUU
Aspergillus novofumigatus IBT 16806 is the source of this 1330-nucleotide messenger RNA. RefSeq names its product MYB DNA-binding domain protein. Gene Ontology annotation, cellular component: nucleus. Gene Ontology annotation, molecular function: RNA polymerase II cis-regulatory region sequence-specific DNA binding; DNA-binding transcription factor activity, RNA polymerase II-specific. The record is from RefSeq and is a predicted model, not a curated record. Bases 282 to 1151 code for a protein of 289 amino acids. Gene Ontology annotation, biological process: regulation of DNA-templated transcription. NCBI's taxonomy places the organism in Eukaryota, Fungi, Ascomycota, Eurotiomycetes, Eurotiales, Aspergillaceae. The transcript has 2 exons.